AUGCAGGUGAUGAACCACCCGGGCGCUCCCGAGUCCGCGAUCCAAAUCCAGAAGAAGUACGACCAGGACAAGAACGGCGACCGAUACCACCGCCAGAUCCGCCAUUUUCUGCAAGAGCACCGCAAGAAGCAACGGGCCAACUUUGCACAGCAGCAGCAGCCGCAGCAGCUGGCUGCAGGCAACAACGACGGCAUGGAAUCCGGAGGCGCCCUUGGGCAGCCAGCAGGUGGCCUCUUCAUGCCCUCCGGCAGCGACAUGCUGAACGGAGAGGGUCCGACCAUGGCCCCGUGGGCUGGUGGAGGAGCAAGGGAUGACAUCGGCGACUCGGUAGUAGGAGCGGGUGGGCUUGCCGGUGGAGCCGGCGACAUCGAGCCUCCCCUUGAUCAGGCUGGCAGGUGGUGCGACGUUGACGGCAUUGUCAACAGCCCCAUUCCUACUGUGGCCGGAGCGCUGGGCGUUCCCCCUCCCGGCGUCGACAUGGGAGGCACGUCAUCGUCCCUGCAGUCCGGGCUCGGAGGGCUCACGCUUGACGGCGGCGGUGUCGGCCAGCCGUCGUUGUCGAACUAUCAGCAGCAGCACCUCGAUAGCCAGCAGUUCCACAUGGCCCAGCCGCAGCAGCAGCGCUUCAACCCGCAGCCCGGCGGUUUCAUGUUUCAGCAACCCCAGCAACAUCCCUUCGGUGACCUUGGAAACCCGGGCGGCGGAGGACCGCUUUCGGAGGUGGGCUUGAUAGGCAUGAACAACAACAGCAGCAGCGGCAACAACAGCAACAGCAUUCCGCUUCGCCCCGAUGCGCAGCAACCGUCCAUGACCAUGCCGGCCGGCGGCGUUACCGUCGGUGAUCAAGUCCCUCCAGGCGACGGUGGCGGUGGGAGCGGCAGGUUGGGGGGGGUGUACGGAAGUGACGGUGGUAGCAUGCCCUUUUCGCCAUCCUCCACGUCGAAUCCCCCCGGUUCUGCUAACGUUGGCCCGCUGAGCGGCAUGCCGGGAGGGGGCGGCAGGGCUCAGCCGGAGCCCCAGUUCUCCCUCGGGGGCGGCGGCGGCGGCGGCGGCGGCAGCGGGUACCCUGUCGGCCCCGGUCCCGACAGCGGCCGGCUAUUCGGAGAGGGAGGCGCGACCGCGGACGGUCGCGGUGUGCAGGACAUGAACGCGCGCCGCCGCCGCGUCGACGAUGAAGGCGGUGUCGGGGGAGGGGGGUGUCGGCGGUGGUGGUGUCUCCCGCUCCCCGGUGCAGACGGUCGUGGCGCCGUCGGAGCAGGGGGAGUGGGUCAUGUACACGUCCAAGGAGAACGGCAACAGGGCCUACUGGCACAACGCCAAGCUGAACCAGACGUACGGAUCAACGUCGCGACGGGCAAAAGCAUGGGGUUUGGCAACCUUGGAUUCCCGCUCGCGUUGUGA
This is a messenger RNA of Ectocarpus siliculosus, 1401 nucleotides long. The record is from the annotation of a GenBank genome assembly. Lineage: Eukaryota; Phaeophyceae; Ectocarpales; Ectocarpaceae.